Messenger RNA from Oryctolagus cuniculus (rabbit), 2334 nucleotides. RefSeq names its product solute carrier family 6 member 12 (gene SLC6A12). Gene Ontology annotation, molecular function: gamma-aminobutyric acid:sodium:chloride symporter activity. Lineage: Eukaryota; Metazoa; Chordata; Mammalia; Lagomorpha; Leporidae. Gene Ontology annotation, cellular component: cell projection; plasma membrane. Gene Ontology annotation, biological process: amino acid transport; sodium ion transmembrane transport; neurotransmitter transport. The record is from RefSeq and is marked provisional.
GGACAAGUGAAGCUCAGAGCAGCUGUGCUUUGCCUGAGGUCACACUGCAAGACCCAGCUCCGCCCCUUUUUGUCUUGGCUCUGCCCCUCCCCGCGGGGCUUCCCAGUCCAUCCCGGGGCCAUGGACACAAAGCUGGCAGUCCACGAGGAUGCGCCUCCCCUGGUCUCCUGGGUCCCCGAGGAGGGCGAGAAACUGGAGCAGGAAGGCGAGGACCAGGCGAAGGAUCGGGGCCAAUGGACCAACAAGAUGGAGUUUGUGCUGUCAGUGGCCGGGGAGAUCAUUGGGUUGGGCAAUGUCUGGAGGUUUCCUUAUCUCUGCUACAAAAAUGGAGGUGGAGCCUUCUUCGUCCCCUACUUUAUCUUCUUCUUCAGCUGUGGCAUCCCGGUGUUCUUCCUGGAGGUGGCGCUGGGUCAGUACACGAGCCAGGGGAGUGUCACAGCCUGGAAGAAGAUCUGCCCUCUCUUCCAGGGCAUCGGGCUGGCAUCCGUGGUCAUUGAGUCCUAUUUGAACGUCUACUACAUCAUCAUCCUCGCCUGGGCUCUCUUCUACCUGUUCAGCUCCUUCACCUCUGAGCUGCCCUGGACCACCUGCACCAACUCCUGGAACACAGAGUACUGCCAGCACGCUCUGAACCACUCGGGAGCCGGCACAGGGAGCUCCACUGAGAACUUCACCUCACCCGUCAUGGAGUUCUGGGAGAGACGGGUGCUGGGCAUCACGGCGGGCAUCCAUGACCUGGGCGCCCUGCGCUGGGAGCUGGCCCUGUGCCUCCUGCUCGCCUGGAUCGUCUGCUACUUCUGCAUCUGGAAGGGCGUCAAGUACACGGGCAAGGUUGUUUAUUUCACAGCCACGUUUCCCUACCUGAUGCUGGUCAUCCUGCUGAUCCGCGGCGUGACGCUUCCUGGAGCCUACCAGGGCAUCGUCUAUUACUUGAAGCCGGAUUUGCUGCGCCUCAAGGACCCCCAGGUGUGGAUGGACGCGGGCACCCAGAUCUUCUUCUCCUUCGCCAUCUGCCAGGGCUGCCUGACGGCCCUGGGCAGCUACAACAAGUACCACAACAACUGCUACCGGGACUCCAUCGCCCUCUGCUUCCUGAACAGCGCCACCAGCUUCGUGGCUGGGUUCGUCGUCUUCUCGGUCCUGGGCUUCAUGUCCCAGGAGCAGGGGGUGCCCAUUUCCGAGGUGGCCGAGUCAGGUCCUGGCCUGGCCUUCAUCGCGUUCCCCAAGGCCGUGACCAUGAUGCCCUUGUCCCAGCUGUGGUCCUGCCUGUUCUUCAUCAUGCUCAUAUUCCUCGGGCUGGACAGUCAGUUUGUCUGCAUGGAGUGCCUGGUGACAGCCUCCGUGGACAUGUUCCCCAGGCAGCUGCGCAAGAGCGGGCGGCGUGAGCUCCUCAUCCUGGCCAUCGCAGUUGUGUGCUACCUGAUAGGGCUCCUGCUGGUCACCGAGGGCGGGAUGUACAUCUUCCAGCUGUUCGAUUACUACGCUUGCAGUGGCAUAUGCUUGCUCUUCCUCUCCGUGUUCGAGGUGGUCUCCAUCAGCUGGGUGUACGGGGCGGAUCGUUUCUAUGACAACAUCCAGGACAUGAUUGGCUACCGGCCCUGGCCCCUGGUGAAGAUCUCCUGGCUGUUUCUGACCCCUGGACUUUGCCUGGCCACUUUCCUCUUCUCCUUGAGCAAGUACAGCCCUCUCCGAUACAACAACGUCUACGUGUAUCCCGCCUGGGGCUACUGCGUCGGCUGGUUCUUGGCGUUCUCCUCCAUGGCCUGCGUCCCACUCUGCAUCGUCAUCGCCCUCCUGAAGGCCCAGGGUUCCUUCACGAAGCGCCUCCGACAGCUCAUCACCCCCGACCCGAGCCUGCCACAGCCCACGCAGCAGCUGCGUCUGGACAGCGGCCCUGGCCAGGACCGCAGGCCGUCCCCAGCGAAAGAGGGACUCGUCACCGUGGAGAAGGAGACUCACUUGUAGGACGUGGCCAGAGGCCGGGUGGUCCCUGGACCAGGAACUUAGGUCAGGGCCACCCUGCGCCCCUGGAGACAGCCGCUGCCUCCGUUUCCCCAGCACAGCUUCUCAGACAAGCUCUGGGGCGCCCCCUGCAGAUGGCCGCUUGUAGACCUCGAGGUCCUUCCUGACGGUCCAGGCAGUCCCACCGGCCAUCCUGCUUGUAACCCACCGCCCUGACUGCACGGAUGAGAAACCGAGGACCCAAGAGACACAGUGACGUUUUCAGAGUCAGGGACAGGACCGUGCCCCGGCCCCCUGUGCUGAAGCGGGUGGCACUGCUGUCACACCCUCCUGCCUUAGCUAACAAAUGUGUGUGGAUCUCCUGCCACUGCC